GUCUCGGUGACAUCCGGGGCUCCCGCCUACUCCAGAUGAGGGCCGCACAUUAUUCCAACUUUCGGACUCCACCAGUUCAGCUAUAAAAGUCUUUGGCCUUCCCCCUUAAGUGGCCUUCACUCGACAACGAGCAGGCCUUCUUGAUCACCCCAGCCUUGCGCCUGACUUCUGACACCAAUCAAGUUUUGUAAUAUUUUGCUCAUUCAUAGGCUUCAGACGCAAUGGGUCUCAUGCUGAGGAAGCCCGAAGGCACACCAGGGAAAUCUUGGCCUGCCAUCUUGAUAGGGUUGUUCGUAGCAUUUGGUGGUGUUCUGUUUGGAUAUGAUACUGGUACAAUCAGCGGCAUUCUUGCCAUGAAGUACUGGGAUCGCGAGUUCUCCACUGGCUAUAAAGACAGUGAUGGCAAUCUCAAUAUCACAGCUUCACAGUCUGCCACGAUCGUCUCAAUUUUAUCGGCCGGAACAUUCUUCGGCGCCCUCACUGCCGCACCAAUUGCAGAUGCUAUUGGUCGCCGAUUUGGUCUCAUUUCCUCAACAUUAAUCUUUAUCUUUGGAGUCGUUCUGCAAACAGCGGCGACAGCUAUACCUCUCUUCGCCGCCGGCCGAUUCUUUGCUGGCUUUGGUGUUGGCUUGAUCUCUGCUAUGAUUCCCCUCUAUCAAUCCGAGACCGCUCCAAAGUGGAUCCGUGGAGUUAUCGUCGGCUCAUAUCAGUUGGCCAUUACUAUCGGGCUUCUACUUGCUUCAAUUGUCAAUAAUGCAACACACGAUCGGAACGACACAGGUUCAUAUCGCAUACCAAUUGCUGUUCAAUUCGCCUGGGCCAUUAUCCUUAUUAGUGGAAUGUUGAUUCUCCCCGAUACCCCUCGCUACAUGAUUAAAAGAAAUAACCUUGCUGCUGCUACCAAGGCACUCGCCAGAAUCAGGCGUCUUCCUGAGGCCGAUCCCGCUGUCACCGAAGAACUUGCCGAGAUUCAAGCAAAUCACGAAUACGAAUUAAGCCUAGGAAAAGCAACUUACUUGGAUUGUUUCAAGGGAAACCUCCUCAAACGUCUUCUCACAGGGUGUCUCCUUCAAGCCCUGCAACAGCUUACUGGUAUCAACUUUAUCUUCUACUACGGGACCCAAUUCUUCAAAAACUCUGGUUUUCACAAUUCUUUCGUCAUCAGCUUGAUAACCAAUUGUGUUAAUACUGCCUCUACAUUCCCCGGACUGUACGCUAUUGACAAGUGGGGUCGCCGUCCCGUCCUUUUCUGGGGAGCUGUAGGAAUGUGCAUCUCCCAGUUCCUAGUCGCCAUUCUGGGGACGACUACUACUAGCCAGGACGCUGCAGGAAACAUCAUUGUGCACAACCUCGCGGCGCAAAAAGCAGCUAUCGCCUUCAUCUGCAUUUACAUCUUCUUCUUCGCAGCAUCCUGGGGCCCCAUCGCAUGGGUCGUCACCGGCGAGAUCUUCCCUUUGAAAGUUCGCGCCAAGUCGUUAUCAAUGACAACAGCCUCGAACUGGCUUCUCAACUGGGCUAUCGCAUACAGUACCCCAUACCUCGUGAAUUAUGGGCCAGGCGAUGCGAACCUCCAGUCAAAAAUUUUCUUCAUCUGGGGAGGCUGUUGCUUUAUUUGCAUCGCGUUCGUGUAUUUUAUGAUCUAUGAAACCAAAGGCCUCACGUUGGAGCAAGUGGAUGAACUUUAUGCAGAGGUAAGCGAUGCAAGACAGAGCGUGGGAUGGGUUCCUACCACCACCUUCAGGGAGAUUCAAGAGGGUGAGAAGAAGGGUAUUGAACCGGCUGAAGUCGAGACGACCCAGGAUGUGUAGACUGCCGGGUUGGCGAGUACGAAUUCUUGCCUCCUGCAAGUGAGAGAAGAUAUGGGGCUAAUUCUUCUGGUGUGUGGAUGGUGAGAGGGGCGGUAACUAGAGUUUUGUGUUAUAUUACAGGAAAUGAAUCAGUAGUGUCUGAGAACUUUCCUGCCUUGCAACGUCAAUGCUACCGAAGUAAAGAAGUACCGCGAUAUAGAUCAAC
This is a messenger RNA of Hyaloscypha bicolor E, 2013 nucleotides long. RefSeq names its product general substrate transporter. Lineage: Eukaryota; Fungi; Ascomycota; Leotiomycetes; Helotiales; Hyaloscyphaceae. Gene Ontology annotation, cellular component: membrane. The transcript has 5 exons. Gene Ontology annotation, biological process: transmembrane transport; carbohydrate transport. Bases 222 to 1808 code for a protein of 528 amino acids. Gene Ontology annotation, molecular function: carbohydrate:proton symporter activity. The record is from RefSeq and is a predicted model, not a curated record.